Molecule: messenger RNA, 777 nt
Organism: Aspergillus sclerotioniger CBS 115572
Lineage: Eukaryota; Fungi; Ascomycota; Eurotiomycetes; Eurotiales; Aspergillaceae
Exons: 3
Coding region: 1-777 (258 amino acids)
Biological process (GO): regulation of transcription by RNA polymerase II
Cellular component (GO): nucleus
Molecular function (GO): DNA-binding transcription factor activity, RNA polymerase II-specific; RNA polymerase II transcription regulatory region sequence-specific DNA binding
Source: RefSeq, a predicted model, not a curated record
AUGUACGAAUGUGAAACCUGCACUCGUACUUUCUAUAGCUGGUCUACCUGUCGUCAGCACAUGAAGGACAAGGGCCACUGGCCAGUGUUUGAAUGUGAGACUUGCAAUGCGGAUUUCAACUCUGAAGAGGAAGCCGAUUGGCACAUGAGCCGCUACGGACACUACGCACCCAAGAUUCCCUGCGAGACUUGUGGACAAAGAUUCCAUACUCAAGACUCGGCGGAUCAGCACAUGGGGCAACUGAGACAUUACCGAAACUACUGCCGUGCUUGUGACCAGCGAUUCCAGACUGAGAAUGGUCUGAAGAUGCACCUCAACUCCAAGAUCCAUCGCGGCCAAAACAUCCUCUGCCCCUUCUGCAAGGCCGGGGGAUCCUGCCCUCGUGCUCCGUCGCUGAACCGCGAAACCAUCUACAAGUUUGUCCGCAGCCGUGACACGCAGGGCGUCCUUACAAAGAAAAUGCUCGAAUGGCAUGACGACGAUAACGCCAAAUAUUCAGCUACAGACCAUGCUUUCAAUGGCUACUACUGGGAGUGCUAUAUCUGUCACCGGGGGUUCAACACUAUGACCGCGCUUAAUCAACAUCUCAACUCGACCGUACAUAAGCAGAAACUGUACCAUUGCCCGAACGUGAAAGGACGGUGCAGGAAGGAAUUUGUCACUUUAGCUGCUCUUUUCAAUCACCUGGAGAGUGAAUCUUGUGGUUUCAUGAGGUUCGAAAAGGUGCAGUUGCAGGCCCAGAAUGUGUUCGCUGGCAACAGAUUGAUUGGGUUCUAA